CACAUGACCUAUGUCAGGCUCGUUACCUCAUUUAAACCUCAUGACAGCCUUGCUCUGGGACAUAAACAUCCCCAUCUUGCAGGUGAGGAAACUGUGACCCAGCAAGGUGAAGCAGGGGCUCAGGUCCCCCAGGGAGUUGGUGACAGUGGGAACAGGCCCCAGGCUGAGAUUUCAGGGAGGAGUGGCCUCUAAGCUAACUUCCUUCUCUGCCCCUGGGGCCUUGAAGGGUGGUUCUCCUCUGCCAGGAGCCCUGAGGCCAGAGAAGACCGCCACCACUGCGGCCUGAGGGUCUGCCCAUCUUUGACAGCCCUCCCCCAGGAAGCCCUCAGGAGGUGCCCCGAGGUGCAGGGCUUUGGAAGGUCACUGAUUGCCCUGCCUUCUGGAAGGCAGAGGGGUGGGGAUGGAGCCUUCUCAGACUCCCCUCCCCCAGCCAAGGGGCUUGAUCUGAACUUGCUUUUCAGUCAGGUUUCCAGGGCUCAGAGCAUAGGUGCCGGAGGCUGGGUGGGGAGAAGGCGCAGAGGGGAGUCAGAGCAGCAGGGGUCCACGUGCGUGCAGGGGUGUUCUGGGUGGAGGCCAGCGGCUGCCUGACUGGGCAGGUCCUCUGGGGGCUCAGGCUGAUUGUGGGGGCCGGGGGAGCUGCUGUAAGCAGAGACUCGGGCAGCCAGACUGGAGUAAGUGCUGGUUUGGGGUAAUUAGAAGGCACAUAAUUAGAAGGCGUCAGGGCGCUAGGCAGCAAGCGUCUGUGAAUGUGCCUGAGUGGGCCCUCGCUGGCUUUGAGUCUGGGCCUUUGGACCCCAUUUUCCUCCUCGAAGUCUUGAGAUCAUAGCUCCCUGUCUGUCUGGAGGUGAGCAGCUGCACAGCCCCUCCCUGUGGGCUCAGGUCACCCAGCAGGUGCCAGUCACGGCCAGGGGUGGGACUAGGGGGGAGUCUCUCCUCGGUGGCUGUUGGGUCCUCUUUACUUUCCACCCCUGCCCCAGCUCUCUGGCCCACCCUGGGGAUAUGGACGGGUGCUGGAUCUGGGGGCUGGACAGGGCUACGGGGCCGGCCUGAGUUCUUGGGGCUCGUGGUCAAGUCUGUGGGUGAGCUCCCAUGAAGAACCAAGGAGGGGGCCAUGGAGAGAUGGGCUUGAGUAGGAACUGGGCCUGGGCAGGGGGGACACUUGUGACCAUGUUGGAGGAGGGACCGGUGGAGGAUGGGUCAGAGGAUGCCACCUGUUGGGUGCUGACUGCCAGGGUGCAGCCUUCACUCUACUCUGUGGCUGGACCUUCUGUCCCAGGUUUUCCCCUGAGCUGGCCUUGGGCCAAGAGCCACUGCCAGUGACCUGGACAGUCCCGAGGAUAGUGUGACCACUGCCCCAGCCCCUCCCCUGGGUGUAAUUCAAACCCCUGGCCCGCCAAGGUCUGUGCCAGGCCAGGCCCACAUGCAGCCGGAUCAGUUUCCUCUGGCUCCUUUUCCUGGUGGGAAGUCCGGGCCGCCUGUAGGCCAAGGAGCUCUCGGCUCUUCCGUGACCUGGGGUUUACUUACUGCAGGCAGUGCUUCUCCUGCCAGGCUGGGCAUCAGACAGCCCCGGGGUUCUAGGCAGGGCCCCCUCAACAUGCUGGGCUUGGCUGCUCAAGGCUGCCCCUUGGGGGUCAGAGGCUGCCUGUGGCCUGUACCUGAGGCCCUCCAUAUACACCCCUCUCUCACCCUCCUGAGCCUGGAGACAGGCCUCCUGGAAAGAGGUCAUUGAACUCCCUUUUUCUGCCACUAUCCCUUUUGUGCAAUCCAAAUUUUUCUUCCUGCUCUUCCAACCUCGUCUACUGGCUGGAGACUUUUCUACAGAGGAGGCCACACCCUUGAGCCUGGGGGCUCAGCUUCAGGCCCGUGCCCGUCACCCUCUGUGCCCUCACAUGCCUUAUUUGGUUUCUUGGCACUUCCUUCCAUCUGGCACGGGACGCUCACUGUUUAUCUGUUGGUCGUUGGUCUCCCCUGGGGUGUGAGCUCCCUGAGGACAGCGCCUGUCUUGUUCAUACCUUUUCCCGUGCUGAGGGCAGUGCCCAGCACACAGCAGGUGCCCAAGAGAAGACAGAAGUCUUGAAUGCUGGCUGCCACUCCCACCCCUACAGCCCCGUCCUGGAAGGAGCACUGGGAGGACGGCAGCUGCCUGCCUGCCUGCCUGUCCCGUCUCCGUCUGAGCCUCCCCUCCAUCUGCCUGAGGCUGGCGACCCACUGGGGCUUGAGGAUGAAGCUGAGCCCACCGCACUGGCCCCUAUCCUGCCUCCUUGUGCUGUUGCCCUGGCCUCUGGCCACUGCAACAUCAACAACUCCUUGGCCGUGCCCACCUGGCGAGGAGCCCAACCUGGAACCAGGGCAGGGCACAUUAUGCAGGUCCUGCCCCCCAGGCACCUUCUCAGCUUCCUGGGGCUCUAGCCCUUGCCAGCCGCACUCCCGCUGCAGCCCUCGAGGGAGGCUGGAGGCCCAGGUGGGCACGGCAACUCGAGACACACUAUGUGGAAACUGCCAGCCUGGGUGGUUUGCCCUGUCAGAGGUCCCCCGUGUUCCCUGUCAGCCGUGCUCCUGGACACCCCUGGGUACUCGCGGCUGUUACGAGCGGGGACGACGGGCCCGACGUGGCGUGGAGGUGGCAGCAGGGGCGAGCGGCGCAGGGGAGACGCGGCAGCCUGGGAACAGCACGCGGGCGGGCAGCCCUGAGGAGACGGCUGCCCAGUACGCGGUUAUUGCCAUUGUGCCCAUCUUCUGCCUCAUGGGGCUGCUAGGCAUCCUGGUGUGUAACCUGCUCAAGCGGAAGGGCUACCACUGCACGGCCCACAAGGAGGUCGGGCCUGGCCCUGGAGGCGGAGGCAGCGGGGUCAACCCUGCCUACCAGACUGAGGACGCCAAUGAGGACACCAUUGGGGUCCUGGUGCGCCUGAUCACGGAGAAGAAAGAGAAUGCAGCGGCCCUGGAGGAGCUGCUGAAGGAGUAUCACAGCAAACAGCUGGCGCAGACCAGCCACAGGCCUCUGCCCAGGCUGCCGCCGGGCCCACCCAGCAUGCCGCACGUCUGCCCACACCACCACCUCCACACCGUGCAGGGCCUGGCCUCACUCUCUGGCCCCUGCUGCUCCCGUUGUAGCCAGAAGUGGCCCGAGGUGCUGCUGUCCCCCGAGGCUGCAGCUGCCGCCACUCCUACUCCCAGACUCCUGCCCAACCCAGCCAGGGCGCCCAAGGUCGGGGCCAAGGCAGGACGCCAGGGCGAGAUCACCAUCUUGUCUGUGGGCAGGUUCCGUGUGGCCCGAAUUCCUGAGCAGCGGACGAGUUCAGUGGCCUCAGAGGUGAAGACCAUCACGGAGGCCGGGCCCUCAGGGGGUGAUCUCCCUGACUCCCCACGAUGUGGCCUCUCCAGUGAGCAGCGGGCACUGCUGGGAAGUGGUGGAAGCCACCCUAAAUGGCUGAAGCCCCCAGCAGAGAACAAGGCCGAGGAGAACCGCUAUGUGGUCCGGCUGAGUGAGAGCAACCUGGUCAUCUGAGGGGCUGUCUCGUCUGAGGACACUGCAGCCCUGCCCUGGGAGGUUCUGAAGGCUUCCUGGAGGAGGUAGAGCUGCAGCUGAGCCAGUGAGGAUCCAGAAUGGCCCAGCAGACAGAACAGCCAAGGCCAAGACCUGGAGGUGGGAGCGUCCACCCCAGUGAGGAGGCAGGCCAGCCAGCCGGCGGGUGCUGUGUGCAGGAGCAGGUUGAGAGCCCCUCCCGUCCCUGCCGCCCAUUUCCUUCCCUGCAGGAUGUCCCUGACACCGUGCCCUGCCCUGGCUGGAUCCUAGGAGCCCACAGGGUCCUCUGCACCACCGGGUGGCUAGGCCUCAGUGGUGGGGAGGGGCCCUCCACCUGGCCCCCCUGGCUCCACGCCUUAGUGAUGAGCCACCCCUUGCCUCUGUAGAGGGGACCUCCCCCUCCUUUCUGACAGGUCCUGCAAAGGGAGGGGUCAACAAAAAGCCAUGAGCUAGGAACCGAGUUCCUGGGUUCUAAUCCUGGGCAAGCCCCUGGCCAUUACUGGGUCCCAAUUCUUCUGACUGUGAAGCAGGGAGAGAGUGGCGUCUCGGUGCCCAGGGCCUUCCAGCAUCUUGCAGGCUCUGGGCUGGGUCGUGUAGAUGGAGAGCUUGACCCCUUGCCACCCCUCCCACUAGUAGUUUUAUCUGGCCCCGUUUUUGCUGCUUCAGGGCCACCACCUUCAAGGCUCCCAUGGAGCUGCCCAUCCAUGGCUCUGCCUACAGAAGGGGCAUAAUGCACGUGCCUGCCCCUGACCCUGCUGUUUUUAUUGAAAUUGAAAAAACAGACUUGACCUGGGCAGGGCUGUGGUACAGAGCCCCAGCCUGCCCAGCCACCCACAAGAUCUCAGGCGCUUUGGAGGGUAAGGGGUGAGGCUUCUGGCCUCCGUGGUUUCUGUGUCCCUGUGGUGUUGGUGUGAUCGUCCCCUGGCCUGGGCAGUGCGGGCGACUGCCCAGCCCGCGUCUCCACUCUGGCUCAGCAACCUCGUUAUUUAUGUGGGGCUGUGCAGGCAUGGGCCCACUGCUGUCCCCAUUUCUCUUAUUUAUUGAAACUUUGCUGUUGUCCCACCCUUGUGUCUCCACGCCCAUCCAUUUGUUGAAUAAUAAAAGGUGGGAAAGUAGUGUCAUGAGGAGCUUCUUUUUCCCUGUGUCUCUUCUCAGGUCUGCCCAUUCAGUGAAUAGUUCUGUGUCGGGCUCCGUGUGUGGGACAGGC
This is a messenger RNA of Balaenoptera musculus (blue whale), 4733 nucleotides long. RefSeq names its product RELT TNF receptor (gene RELT). Gene Ontology annotation, biological process: amelogenesis; apoptotic process. The transcript is spliced from 11 exons. Gene Ontology annotation, molecular function: protein binding. Bases 2078 to 3508 code for a protein of 476 amino acids. NCBI's taxonomy places the organism in Eukaryota, Metazoa, Chordata, Mammalia, Artiodactyla, Balaenopteridae. The record is from RefSeq and is a predicted model, not a curated record.